Messenger RNA from Hevea brasiliensis (rubber tree), 1358 nucleotides. RefSeq names its product triosephosphate isomerase, chloroplastic. Gene Ontology annotation, biological process: glycolytic process; glyceraldehyde-3-phosphate biosynthetic process; glycerol catabolic process. The record is from RefSeq and is a predicted model, not a curated record. The transcript is spliced from 9 exons. Bases 155 to 1111 code for a protein of 318 amino acids. Gene Ontology annotation, cellular component: cytosol. Gene Ontology annotation, molecular function: triose-phosphate isomerase activity. NCBI's taxonomy places the organism in Eukaryota, Viridiplantae, Streptophyta, Magnoliopsida, Malpighiales, Euphorbiaceae.
ACUCGCGUGCGCCCACCUUGAAUCCUUCGAUUAACCCAUCACACACCAACUGUAUAAAACCGCAGCUUCAAACUUGAAGGCUUUCGGAGGUUCUCUCUCAAUUCCAGUCUCCGACAGACAAUAGCAAAAGUGAAAAGCCAUAGUCAAUAAAACCAUGGCGAUGCUGUCUGCAUCCCUCUCCGGCCCCAAAUCCGCCGCCUCAUAUUCCUCUCCUCAUUUUUCAGGCCUCCGCCGAUUAUGCUCUAAGCUCGACAGCAACACUUCUCACUCGUUUCUCCGCCAUUUCAAUUCUCAACUCCGCGUUUCAUCUCUUCGCAAACCUUCCAGGAACGUCGUUGCGAUGGCUGGCACUGGAACGUUCUUUGUUGGGGGGAACUGGAAGUGUAAUGGGACAAAAGAAUCUAUCACUAAGCUCGUUUCUGACUUAAAUGAUGCAAAAUUGGAGGCUGAUGUUGAUGUUGUUGUAGCACCUCCCUUUCCUUACAUCGAUCAGGUGAAGGCUUCAUUAACAGAUAGAAUUGAGAUAUCUGCUCAAAACUCUUGGGUUGGUAAAGGUGGGGCAUUCACAGGAGAAAUCAGUGUGGAACAACUGAAAGAUAUUGGCUGCAAAUGGGUAAUUCUUGGGCAUUCUGAGCGAAGGCAUAUAAUUGGUGAAAACAAUGAGUUUAUAGGAAAGAAGGCAGCUUAUGCCUUGAGCCAGGGUCUUGGGGUGAUAGCUUGUAUUGGUGAACUUUUAGAAGAAAGAGAGGCAGGAAAAACCUUUGAUGUUUGUUUUGAGCAAUUGAAGGCAUUUGCAGAUGCUGUGCCCAGUUGGGAAAAUAUAGUUAUUGCAUAUGAGCCUGUAUGGGCUAUUGGGACUGGAAAAGUGGCCACACCUUUGCAAGCUCAGGAAGUGCAUGUAGCUGUCCGUGAUUGGCUUAAAAAGAAUGUCUCAGAAGAAGUUGCGUCCAAAACACGAAUUAUUUAUGGAGGAUCUGUAAAUGGAGGCAAUUGUGCUGAACUUGCAAAGCAAGAGGAUAUCGAUGGUUUUCUUGUUGGUGGUGCAUCCUUAAAGGGCCCUGAAUUUGCAACCAUUAUCAAUUCUGCAACAUCCAAGAAAGUUGCUGCUUGAUUAUGUAUACUGGCCUUGCAACUAAAACAAAUAAAGGGAAGAUAGAGAAUACUUCAGUUUGAAGUGUACCAUAAUCAACAUAUGAGCUAGUCUUCUAGAUAGAGUUUUGAUUAUUAAUCAUUUCUUUUAAAACUUUCCGGAAGAAAUAAUCCUUUCACCUUCUGUGUGUAUUACAAAAAUGGAACUACUAUGACUACGAAUCUAGUUAAUGCCAUAUCUCAGUGAAGUCCUGUCUUUUUUGUGACAA